AUGGUAAACGGCAGUGGAAGAGAAGGUCCUCGUGAGACACACGAUCACCAUUACCAACGUCACCAUCCGUAUGCGCACAUACGGACUCGAGCUCAUCAGCCUCAGCCCCAAGCAGCGUCGGCACUCGUGCCGAAUCCAUAUUCAGGACAGCCGCCGGUCGAUUUCACCACAUAUCAUCGUCCGUCCGCUCCAAGGUCCCCGCCUUCCCCACCGGUGGAAGAGCAGAAGCCACCCUCUUUGCCUUCAAUCUCCAGUCUGCUCAGCUUUGACGGCACGCGUCCCAGUCAGGAGACAGCCACUCAAGCUGUGCCACCACCACAGAAAGCCGCAGCAGCCGCUGUGCCGUUAUCAGAACAUCGACCGAAUCAGGUCCCGCAAGCUCCGCAGGCUUUCGGUCCACCGACGAUCGUGAGCAACCCCGCCAUGAAUUUGCCGCCAACUCCUCCCAUGGCGCCAGAGUCCGUCAUUGACGGCAACCAGUCUCCCUCCACCGUUUCCUCGCAAUCCUCUGCGACGGCGGCGCCCUACUACCUAGGCUCAAUGAACAACAUGGACCCGCAUCAGCAGCGGGUUGUCCCAUCAGUAGCACCGAUGAAGCGCCACUCGGCAACCUCGCACCCAUCCGUUUCGCCUUACCACACCUCACCGUAUCAUACCUCACCGUAUCAACCUUCACCAUAUCACACAUCACCGUGUGCGAACUCCCCUUAUGGAUCCUCUCCCGGCGGAGCAUCCACCGGCACCGGCUCUUACUACUCGCCCGACGGCUUCUCUCAGCCCGGCAUGUACUCUCAACGCCCGCUUCCGUCCAAUUUCCCACCUCCGUCAGCUCCCGUGGCAGUUCCAGCGUCGGCGAGCCCGGCAUCGAAUCCGUGGCAACAUCAUCAUUACAUCAGUCAUUCCAGCCAAGCCGCGUUUCCGCAGUCGCAAGACCGCUACAUCUGCCAGACGUGCAACAAGGCGUUCUCGCGACCCAGCAGUCUCCGCAUACACAGCCACAGCCACACGGGCGAAAAGCCGUUUAAGUGCCCCCAUUCCGGCUGCGGGAAAGCUUUCAGCGUCCGCAGCAACAUGAAGCGGCAUGAGCGCGGCUGUCAUGCAGCUGGCAAUGCUGCCAUGUCUGCGCCAGCAUAA
Molecule: messenger RNA, 1134 nt
Organism: Coniosporium apollinis CBS 100218
Lineage: Eukaryota; Fungi; Ascomycota; Dothideomycetes
Exons: 2
Coding region: 1-1134 (377 amino acids)
Biological process (GO): regulation of transcription by RNA polymerase II
Cellular component (GO): PcG protein complex; transcription regulator complex
Molecular function (GO): RNA polymerase II cis-regulatory region sequence-specific DNA binding; DNA-binding transcription factor activity, RNA polymerase II-specific
Source: RefSeq, a predicted model, not a curated record